AUGCGGAGCUUUGAAAUGGACAUCAAACUACUGAAGCUAUGGGAUCACUGGAACCCAUCAGAUGGGGUCACUGGGACCCCAUCAGAUGGGGUCACUGGAACCCCAGCAGAUGGGAUCACUGGAACCCCAUCAGAUGGGAUCACUGGAACCCCAGCAGAUGGGAUCACUGGAACCCCAUCAGAUGGGAUCACUGGAGCCCCAUCAGAUGGGGUCACUGGGACCCCAUCAGAUGGGAUCACUGGAACCCCAGCAGAUGGGAUCACUGGAACCCCAUCAGAUGGGAUCACUGGAACCCCAGCAGAUGGGAUCACUGGAACCCCAUCAGAUGGGAUCACUGGAACCCCAUCAGAUGGGGUCACUGGGACCCCAUCAGAUGGGGUCACUGGAACCCCGUCAGAUGGGAUCACUGGAACCCCAGGAACCCCAUCAGAUGGGGUCACUGGAACCCCAUCAGAUGGGGUCACUGGAACCCCAUCAGAUGGGAUCACUGGAACCCCAUCAGAUGGGAUCACUGGAUCACUAACGGCUUGA
Physella acuta is the source of this 531-nucleotide messenger RNA. RefSeq lists its product as uncharacterized. The record is from RefSeq and is a predicted model, not a curated record. Lineage: Eukaryota; Metazoa; Mollusca; Gastropoda; Physidae.